Molecule: messenger RNA, 240 nt
Organism: Dentiscutata erythropus
Lineage: Eukaryota; Fungi; Glomeromycota; Glomeromycetes; Diversisporales; Gigasporaceae
Source: the annotation of a GenBank genome assembly
UCCACUGCUUUAUCUCAACAAAAGUGCCCAGAAACUUCGAAAGUAAAUUUAUCUCAGAAUAUACCUUUACAGAUUCUACAAACAUUUAAUAUAGAAGAAAUUCGAAGUAAUGCAUCAGCUCAAAAACAGGCAGCUAAUUCUAAAAAUCCAGAGUUACUUGAUAAUAUUCAUAAUUUAGUAGAGUAUGGAUCUGCUAAUACACGUAGGCGUAAGGAAGCCGUUAAACCAGAACGACCUUAA